Spinacia oleracea (spinach) is the source of this 806-nucleotide messenger RNA. RefSeq lists its product as uncharacterized. Bases 297 to 806 code for a protein of 169 amino acids. The transcript is spliced from 3 exons. The record is from RefSeq and is a predicted model, not a curated record. NCBI's taxonomy places the organism in Eukaryota, Viridiplantae, Streptophyta, Magnoliopsida, Caryophyllales, Amaranthaceae.
GAGAGUGCAUUAACUUCUGUUUGGGAGAAGAGGGGAGGCUAUUAACUUCUGAAAAGACAAUAACAUAAAUUUGUGUUAUUAGAAUUAUGAUUUAAAAUAUAAUUGACUAAUGCAGAUUUUAAUUGGGGUUUGAAGUUCAUAAAUAGAUACAACGACCACCGACAUAUGGUAAAUUCGUAAUUUUUAAAAUCUGGAAGAAAAACUAAACCACUCAUCUUUCUGAUCUUUGCUUUGCCAAGUUAAAUCUGAGUUUUUUUUUGCAUUUUUUUUGUUACAUUUAUGAGUACUCUUGCCAGAUGGGUUUGCAUUUUUUUUUGUUAAAGUAUGUAAAUCAAAAAUCUGAAAUAAAUUAUGGUUUUGCAGGUUAUAAUUUCGGUUUUAAGUUCGAUUUUAAGUUGGGUGUUAAGUUCAUCAAGGCAUACAAUAAACAAUGGCAUAAGGUGCUAGUUCUCUGUUUGGUAGCAGUUCUAGCCAUUUCCGAAGUGAUGGGGCAGCCACCCCACACCAUCCUAGCCGAGGAGGUUCGCAGCCACCACGAAAAGGUGCUAGUUCUUUUUCUUGUAGCCAUUUCUGUAGUGAUGGGACAGCCACCCCACACCUUCCCGGCCAAGGAGGCUCCCGACCGCGAAGAAAAGGUGGACCACACCCCACUCGUCUUAGUUACGGCUAUUUGUAGUCUCCUGAUGUUUGCAGGAUUGACUAUGUAUAUCCGCUGCCGCUGCUGCUGCUGCUCUUCGAGAAGAGAGGCCCAUCCUCCAGCCCAACACCCUCAAGCCUAUAAUCAAAAUGGGCUUCAGAUGGUUUAG